Molecule: messenger RNA, 1488 nt
Organism: Papilio machaon (common yellow swallowtail)
Lineage: Eukaryota; Metazoa; Arthropoda; Insecta; Lepidoptera; Papilionidae
Product: glycosylated lysosomal membrane protein B
Exons: 7
Coding region: 205-1395 (396 amino acids)
Cellular component (GO): lysosome
Source: RefSeq, a predicted model, not a curated record
UGACGAUUCAUGAAUUCGUGAUUGAACAAUGACCACAAUAGGAAGUAUAAAGCAAGACAAACUCCCGAUUUACCUUAUCAAAUUAUUGUAUUAAACACUUCGUUCACGGUCGCACGUGCUCAUUUAUCAGUUAUUUGUUUAGUGACAUGUAAGUUGACUUGUGAACUCAUUGUUUAUAGACAAAAAUUGUUGUAGAAAUAAAUAAUGUUUUCUUCAUCGAUAAUGUCGUAUGUAAUUGCUAUAAUUGCAUUUUUAUUGCACACUUCUGCAUACGGACAGGACAGAACGAUAAAUGCAGAGAUAAAUCCGGGAUGCAAUAAUUGCAGUUUGGAGUCCACUCUAGUUUAUAUAAGAGCAGAAGGGCAAACAGACACAAUACAUCAAGUAUGGGACUUCACAAGAGGAAUACCUACAAUAAUAUUAGCAGUCUCCGGAACCAACUCAUCAAUGCAAAUAGCCUGGGACGGUGUAAGACCGGUCAACUUUACAAUGAAUGAAAAAGUGCAUUAUAGUUUUGCUACAGCUAUUGAUAAGAUCUACGAGUACAAUGACCUUGGGGACAAGGGUCGGAUGGAUGAGAAGAGUUGGAUACACUCCCAGUCUCUGAAGAGGGUGACAUGGGAGCUGAAGGAGCAGAUCAUCACUGAGAAGGAGGCAAUGGUGCGUUUACAUGGGACAAUGCACCAUAACAGAAGUAGAGACAUCAUUGAUGUUAAGCUGGAUCUCCUGCCUUAUAAAGACUAUGCGACUGAACUGCCUCACUUAAUCCACACGGCUAACUCCACACUGGUAGACAUCAGCUUGGUGAACUUGACCACCUCGCGGUAUUACAACUCCUCGCGGUUCGCACUGCACCUGGUGCUAGUCAGUACGGACCCAGCGACUGAUACUAUGCAUAAUGUGAUGAGGAAGAGUUUGGAUGAUGAGCACACACCUGGUGUCUUUGAGAUAAUCGAGAUAAAGACACCAGCGUCGUUAUCUUCUGAGAUGGGCGGGUUUGUACAGUUCAGGCCUGUGGGGUACACACAGCACGAGCGCAACGUAGGCUCAUCUACAAUAGCGCAUGUCUCCGACUUCAACAGGACAUCGUUACCUGAUUGGAGCACCCUGAAGACAUUCUACAAAGGUUAUGAUGAGGGUAAUCUGUUAGUACAAGAUAUGGUGGUGUGCUUUGGUGAGCCCGGAGAUGGCUUUUACAAGAGAUACAACUAUACUGCAUGGUCAUACACAAUAGGAUACGGUGCUCCGCCAAUGGAGGGGUUCUCAUUGUUCGUGAUCGUGAUAAUAUCAGUGGGUCUGGGUGUGCCCGUGUUGCUCGCACUGUCCGGUGUACUGUACGCGGUGCGCCGCAAGUACAGACACAACCCGCCCACACGACUCAUCAACGAAGACUGACCCUAUAGUUACACUUUGAUGGAUUCUUAUACAGAAAUAUUUGUUAGAAAUUAACCAAAUACCGCAUACAAAGACAACGAUUUCCUCGUUUUU